Molecule: messenger RNA, 2053 nt
Organism: Medicago truncatula (barrel medic)
Lineage: Eukaryota; Viridiplantae; Streptophyta; Magnoliopsida; Fabales; Fabaceae
Product: pyridine nucleotide-disulfide oxidoreductase domain-containing protein 2
Exons: 16
Coding region: 66-1766 (566 amino acids)
Molecular function (GO): oxidoreductase activity
Source: RefSeq, a predicted model, not a curated record
ACUCAAAUUCUUCAUGUUAAAAAAAAAAAAUUCACAUUCACAAGGUGACAGAACACUGAGCGAGAAUGAUAUGGCGAAGAACCUUAACAACCUCCACCGUCGCCACGUCAGCAUUGAAGCAGAAGAAGAAAUGGGACGCGAUCGUCAUCGGCGGUGGUCAUAACGGCUUGAUCUCCGCCGCUUACUUAGCUCGCGCUGGCCUCUCAGUCGCCGUCCUCGAACGCCGUCACAUUAUCGGCGGUGCCGCUGUCACGGAGGAGAUAAUCGCUGGCUUCAAGUUCUCUCGCUGCAGCUACCUCCUCAGCCUCCUCCGUCCUCAAAUCAUAAGAGAGUUGGAGUUGAAACGACACGGGUUGAAGCUGUUGAAACCGAUGGCGUCGUCGUUUACACCGUCGUUGGAUGGGCGUUACUUGCUAUUAGGACAGAGUGAUGAGAUGGAUCAUUCUGAGAUUUCUAAGUUUUCCAAAAGAGACGCCGAUGCUUAUUUCAGAUAUGAAGCUCAACUCCAGAAGUUCAGUAAGUUACUAGAUUUCGUUUUGGAUUCGCCUACCCCUGAAAUUCUGCAUGGCAGUGCUUCUACAGUUGACUUGCUGAGGCAUAAAUUGCAGAGAUCUAAGUUUUGGGCUCAGUGUCUGGGGCAUACUCUCUCCUUGGGUCAAAAGGGCAUGGUGGACUUAAUGGAAUUAUUACUGUCUCCAACCUCGAAGGUCCUGGACAAAUGGUUUGAGUCAAAUUUGUUGAAGGGAACACUUGCAGGAGAUGCUAUCAUUGGGAGUAUGAUGAACAUCAACACUCCUGGAAGUGGAUAUGUUUUGCUACACCACAUAAUGGGUGAAACUGACGGUGAUCGUAAUAUUUGGUCGCAUGUAGAGGGUGGUAUGGGUGCAGUAUCCUUAGCUAUAUGUAGAGCUGCUAAAGAAGCAGGUGUUCAUAUUGAAACAGAUAAAGAGGUUUUAAAGGUGAUGGUGGCAGAAUCUGGCAGGGCAAAUGGAGUAUUGCUGGCUGAUGGGACUGAAGUGCACUCUUCAGUUGUUUUGUCUAAUGCAACUCCUUAUAAGACCUUUAUGGAACUGGUACCUCGAGAUUUUCUUCCUGUUGAAUUUCUUUGUGCAAUUAAGCAUUCCGACUACAGCUCUGGAACAACAAAAAUCAAUGUAGCUGUUGAUAAGCUGCCUCAGUUUCCCUGUUUCAAGAUAAAUAAUACAGAAGUAGGUCCACAACAUACUGCUACGAUCCAUAUUGGUUUUGAAAGUAUGGAGGAGAUUAUAUCAGCUUGCCAAGAUGCUUGUAAUGGCAUACCAUCACAAAGGCCUGUGAUGGAGAUGACAAUCCCUUCUUCAUUGGACGACACCAUAUCUCCACCUGGUAAGCAUGUCAUCAGCUUAUUUACGCAAUAUACACCUUACAAACCCUCAAACGGUAGCUGGGACAAUGCUGCAUACAGAGAAUCAUAUGCACAAAGAUGUUUUAACUUGAUUGAAGAACAUGCGCCUGGCUUCUGCUCAUCCGUCAUAGGUUAUGACAUGCUAACACCACCAGAUUUGGAAAGGGAAAUUGGACUGACAGGAGGAAAUAUCUUCCAUGGUGCUAUGGGUUUGGAUUCACUUUUCGUGAUGAGACCUGUCAAAGGCUGGUCAAAUCAUAAGACACCAAUCAAAGACCUGUAUUUAUGUGGAAGUGGAUCUCAUCCUGGAGGGGGUGUCAUGGGCGCACCGGGAAGAAAUGCUGCACGUAUUGUUUUGCAGGAAUUUAAGAAUCGAUAUUAAUAAGAUCUGUAUUUUUGUAUCUAAUCUAAUCUGUCUAUUAAUAUUACUUUUCUAUGUAAUCAUCAACAUUCAGGAAAACAUAAAUCGUGUUAAGAAGGAGGCUAAAUUUUAAUAUGAUACUGUAAUAUGACAGUGGCAUUGUAUAAGAUAUAUUGUAUAGUAUAGAAUAAUAUCCUAUGUUCUUAAUUACCGAAUAACAGAAAAGUCUUAGACUAACAGCUACUUAUACUUAUAGAUCUAAAUGUACAACAUUUGUAUUUAUUGGCAAAUAAGCACAAGAUUUUAUA